Messenger RNA from Pistacia vera, 1942 nucleotides. RefSeq names its product probable zinc metalloprotease EGY1, chloroplastic. Lineage: Eukaryota; Viridiplantae; Streptophyta; Magnoliopsida; Sapindales; Anacardiaceae. The record is from RefSeq and is a predicted model, not a curated record. The transcript has 10 exons. Bases 159 to 1796 code for a protein of 545 amino acids. Gene Ontology annotation, biological process: proteolysis.
AAGAAUAAAAGAUAUUUGUUUGAAAGAUCCAGGGAACCAACGAAGAAGAUAUGCUGUUUGAGUUUCAGUUUCAGCCAAACAACCUCCGACUCUAAAAGUUUCUAAUUUCAUCCCCCAAAUGUUCCUUUGAAACACACCCCUUCUCGCUUUCUGAUUGGAUGGGGACUCUUGCCACCUCCUCUUUCACUCUUCAUUCACUUCCUCGUAACACUCACACACUUCACCUCUUCAACCUCAAAAACUCUUCUUCUUCUUCUUCUCAUUCUUUUCCCACCAGACGACUUUCUUAUAAGACUCUGAAUUCUCGAAAAUUUUUUAGGUUUAGGUUUUUUUGUUCCCAUAAUAACGAUGUAGAGAAGCGUGAGGAUAAUUUGUCCAAUGAUUCUGGUGUUAAAACGGCGACGCCUGACGAAGCAGAGGAGAAAAAGAGUGAUGAAUUUGGUUCAGAAAACACACCCACCUCUGUUUCUUCGAGGCCACCAACUAUAUCUCCAAUUGGACCAGCCUAUAAUAAUUUCCAAGUUGAUUCUUUCAAGCUGAUGGAGCUUCUGGGACCUGAAAAGGUAGACCCAGCAGAUGUAAAGCUAAUAAGGGAUAAGCUUUUUGGUUAUUCAACAUUCUGGGUAACCAAAGAAGAACCAUUCGGAGAUCUUGGGGAGGGCAUUCUUUUUCUUGGAAAUUUAAGGGGUAAUAGAGAAGAUGUAUUUGCCAAACUUCAGAGACAGCUGGCUGAGGUUACAGGUGAUAAAUACAACCUGUUUAUGGUGGAGGAACCCAAUUCUGAAGGACCAGAUCCACGUGGUGGACCUCGUGUUAGCUUUGGCUUGCUGCGGAAAGAGGUCUCUGAACCAGGGCCAACAACACUUUGGCAAUAUGUGAUUGCUUUCUUGUUAUUCCUUUUGACCAUUGGUUCUUCUGUGGAGUUAGGAAUUGCAUCUCAGAUUAAUAGACUUCCUCCGGAGGUAGUAAAAUACUUCACGGAUCCAAAUGCCGUUGAUCCACCUGAUAUGGAGCUUCUAUACCCUUUUGUAGAGACUGCUUUGCCCCUAGCGUAUGGUGUCUUGGGGGUUUUGCUAUUUCAUGAAGUGGGCCACUUUUUGGCUGCUUUUCCGAAGAAAGUAAAACUGAGCAUUCCGUAUUUCAUUCCAAACAUCACUCUUGGCAGCUUUGGUGCAAUCACUCAGUUCAAAUCCAUUCUUCCUGAUCGUAGUACGAAAGUUGACGUAUCACUUGCGGGUCCAUUAUCUGGUGCUGCAUUGUCUUUUUCAAUGUUUGCUGUUGGCCUUUUGCUGUCAUCAAAUCCGGAUGCUGCGGGAGACUUGGUGCAGGUUCCUAGCUCGCUGUUUCAAGGAUCUUUGCUCCUUGGUCUCAUCAGUAGAGCUACUCUUGGUUAUGCAGCAAUGCACGCAUCGACAGUUACAAUUCAUCCUUUGGUGAUUGCUGGCUGGUGUGGCUUAACCACAUCAGCAUUCAAUAUGCUUCCAGUGGGUUGCCUUGAUGGUGGAAGAGCUGUGCAGGGAGCUUUUGGAAGAAAUGCACUGGUUGGAUUUGGCUUGACAACUUACACAUUGCUAGGAUUGGGAGUGCUCGGUGGACCUUUAUCUCUUCCUUGGGGCCUAUAUGUGUUAAUAUGCCAGAGGACUCCAGAAAAACCAUGCUUAAACGAUGUGACAGAGGUUGGAACAUGGAGGAAAGCAUUUGUUACAGCAGCCAUUUUCCUUGUAUUGUUAACCCUCCUUCCAGUAUGGGAUGAACUUGCAGAAGAAAUAGGUAUAGGUCUGGUAACCACAUUUUGAUUUGAGUAUACAUAAAGGCAAUUUUUGACAUAAAAAAAGUGUAGCCAAAUGAGUUGUUUUCAAUCUGUAAUUAAUUUCUUACAUUUUUCAUAUAUUUAGCUUCUAGGUUGUAUCUCAAUCAAGAAUUUAAUUUUAAUAAGCAUUUA